AUGGGGAAGCUUGGGAAGAAAGCUCGUAAGUUUGCCAAGAAGAAUCUCCCUUCCGUGCUUAAACAAAGAAGAAAAAACAAGAUUGUUUUCAAGAAAAGACCUUCAAAAAAAGAUAAACAAGAUGUUGCUGAAAAAGUAGUGAAAACAGCAGAGGUGUCUAAUGGAAGGGACACUGAAAGUGAAGUCACCAUGACUACUUCUCUUGAUGCUUUAUUUGCUGAGAAUGACAGUUUUAUGGUUUCAGAUGAUUCUGACAGUGAUGGAUAUCUUUCAGAGGACCCAAGCAGUGAAAAUAUCACAGGAAAUGACAAUGAUGUUACUUUAAAAGAUGACAGGGAUAAACAUACCUUAUCUAUUCAGAAUCAAAAGAUCUAUGAAGAACUUACUGAACAGAAGAAAUCAUUGGACAAAUUAAAGAAAAAAGAUCCAAAGUUUAUAAAGUUUUUAGAAAGCUACAACAAGGACAAGAUAUCAAAAACUCAGGACAUGUAUUCCGAUGAAGAUGAGAUCGGUGAAGAUCCAACAGGGUUGGAUGAUGAUGAUGAUUCUGCUACAACCAAACACAAACUGUUGACAUGUUCAUUAAUCAAUUCAUGGAGUACAUCAGUUAAAGAAGAUCACAGUGACUCAGCUUUGACUAAUCUUGUAAAUGCAUAUCGAGCUGCAUGCCACCUUGGACAUGAAGAAACCGAAUUUAUAAUUCAAGACAAUGAGACCUUCUGUAACAUAUAUACAUUCAUGCUUUCUGAAGCUGAUAAUAUAUUCAGGGGUUUGUUAAAGAUUCCUUCUGCCAAUCGCAAAAAAGAUAGCAUAUUGGAGCUAAAGAAUACCCCUAGGUGGAAAAAAGUCAAACCAAUGGUCAAGUCUUAUUUGAGGAGUACAUUAUUUCUUCUGAAACAAGUCACCGAUUUGGAUAUUUUGGCUUUCUCAAUUACUCGAUUGAGAGCCUCUAUUAUAUUUUUCGCUGCUUUUCCAUCUUUGCUGAACAGGGUUAUUCAGAUUGUAGUACCUUUAUGGGCAACAGGAGGGGGGACACUUUCUGCUACUUCUUUCCUUGUGAUACAAGAUGUGGUUUCUGUGUUUGGGUCUAAUUACUUUGACACAUGUUUUAUCAAAACAUACAAUGCUUAUAUUGCUAGAUGCAGGAGUAUGGAAACUGUUGAUGCUAAACAUAUUGAGUUUUUGAGGGACUCUUUUGUCAAUUUAUGUUCUCUUGAUGUUGAAAAGUCUUGUAACAAGGCACUUGUUUCAAUUCAGCAACUUGCUUAUAUCUUACGACACACAAAGCAGAAGGAGAAUAAGGAAGCAAUCAAGAAGAUAUACAGCUGGCAAUAUGCUCAAUGCAUUGACAUUUGGGUUCUUUUCAUUUCAACAAAUGGAAAUGAAUCUGAUAUUCAGCCAUUGUUGCAGAUGAUAAUAGAGCUUAUAAAUGGAAUAUCCAACCUCUUUCCUGGAUCAAGAUAUAUUCCUUUGAGGACAAGAUGCAUUCAGUGGUUAAACAAACUCUCAAAUUCUUGUGGGAUUUUUAUCCCUGUUGCUUCAUUGAUCUUGGACAUGCUUGAAUAUAAAGUCACCAAAGAGGGUAGUAAAUCAAGAAAAUCGGUUAAGUUAGCAUCAAAUUUAAAGCUCCCGAAAUUUUGGUUGAAAUCACAAAACUUCUUGGAGCAAUGUGUUUAUACAGCUGUUGAACUGCUUUCAGCUCACUUUCUUCAAUGGAGUUUUCAUAUUUCUUUUCCUGAAUUAGCAACAAUUCCACUCAUCAGAUUAAAAAAGUUUUAUGAGAGAACUACAGUUGAAAGUUUGAGACGUGUAGUGAAGCGUCUUAUGGAUCAGGUGGAACAGAAUGUUGAGUUUGUGCAGAAGAAAAGGGAUGACGUGGCUUUUUCACCAAAAGACCAUGAGUCUGUUGAUCUGUUUUUGCAGUUUGAAAAAGCCUUGAAUACCCCAUUUACACAGUACUAUAAAAGCGUCGUAGAAAAGGCUGCUUCAAAGAUGUCUACAAGUCCUGUGGAGCCAAAAAGAAUGAAUGUGAAGCGAAAGAAAACAGAAACAACAGCAAAUGGAAGUCUGAAAGAAGCUGAUGCUAAUGCUAAUGUUGAUUCAAAGGGGAAGAAAAGAAGAGUUGUGCUACAAGUAGAAGGAUGAUGAGGGCCCACUUUUUUUUUUUUUUUUUUGCAUUUUAAUUUAUA
Messenger RNA from Lactuca saligna, 2189 nucleotides. The record is from the annotation of a GenBank genome assembly. Lineage: Eukaryota; Viridiplantae; Streptophyta; Magnoliopsida; Asterales; Asteraceae.